GAGAGGCCGCCGGCGCGACGGAGGGCUGUGCUCGACUGGGUCUCCCUGCGCAGUCGCCCCGAGCCCUGCGCGACCCCUUCGGGUACACUACGGAAUUGAAGUUUUGAAGGAUGGGUAAAGACUUUCGUUACUAUUUCCAGCAUCCCUGGUCUCGCAUGAUUGUGGCUUACUUGGUGAUCUUCUUUAACUUCUUAAUAUUUGCGGAGGACCCAGUUUCUCAUAGCCAAACAGAAGCCAAUGUUAUUGUUGUUGGAAACUGUUUUUCAUUUGUAACAAACAAAUACCCUAGAGGAGUUGGCUGGAGGAUUUUGAAGGUGCUUCUAUGGCUACUUGCCAUUCUCAUAGGACUAAUAGCUGGCAAAUUUCUGUUCCAUCAGCGUUUAUUUGGUCAGUUGCUCCGGUUAAAAAUGUUUCGAGAAGAUCAUGGCUCCUGGAUGACAAUGUUUUUCAGCACAAUUCUGUUUCUCUUCAUAUUUUCUCACAUCUACAACACGAUUCUUCUAAUGGAUGGGAACAUGGGAGCAUAUAUCAUUACAGACUAUAUGGGCAUCCGAAAUGAAAGUUUCAUGAAAUUAGCUGCUGUAGGGACCUGGAUGGGGGACUUUGUCACAGCUUGGAUGGUCACUGAUAUGAUGCUUCAGGACAAACCCUAUCCUGAUUGGGGAAAAUCUGCAAGAGCUUUCUGGAAGAAAGGAAAUGUUAGGAUCAUUCUAUUCUGGACUGUUCUUUUUACCCUGACUUCUGUGGUGGUUCUUGUCAUUACAACUGACUGGAUCAGCUGGGACAAGCUGAAUAGGGGAUUUUUACCCAGUGAUGAGGUUUCCAGAGCAUUCCUUGCUUCUUUCAUCUUGGUCUUUGACCUUCUCAUUGUGAUGCAGGACUGGGAAUUCCCGCAUUUCAUGGGAGAUGUUGAUGUAAAUCUCCCUGGAUUGCACACACCUCACAUGCAAUUCAAGAUUCCUUUCUUCCAGAAGAUUUUCAAGGAGGAAUAUCGCAUUCACAUAACAGGUAAAUGGUUUAACUAUGGAAUUAUCUUUCUUGUCUUGAUUUUGGAUCUCAAUAUGUGGAAGAACCAAAUAUUUUAUAAACCUCAUGAAUAUGGCCAGUAUAUUGGUCCAGGGCAGAAGAUAUACACAGUCAAAGACUCAGAAAGUUUAAAGGAUUUGAACAGAACCAAGCUAUCCUGGGAAUGGAGGUCAAAUCACACUAAUCCUCAGACUAAUAAAACAUAUGUUGAGGGAGACAUGUUCUUACACAGCAGGUUCAUAGGGGCUAGCCUUGAUGUCAAGUGUCUGGCUUUUGUUCCAAGUUUGAUAGCUUUUGUGUGGUUUGGAUUCUUCAUUUGGUUCUUUGGACGUUUUUUGAAAAAUGAACAAGGCAUGGAAAAUCAAGACAAAACUUACACUCGCAUGAAAAGAAAAUCUCCAUCAGAACAUAGCAAAGACAUGGGAAUCACCAGAGAAAACACACAGGCCUCAGUUGAAGACCCAUUAAAUGACCCUCCUUUGGUUUGCAUCAGGUCCGACUUCAAUGAGAUCAUCUACAAGUCUUCACACCUAACAUCAGAAAACUUGAGCUCACACCUGAAUGAAUCUACCAGUGCAACAGAAGCUGAUCAAGACCCAACGACUUCUAAAAGUACACCUACGAACUAGAUCCACUUACUUGGAUAUAGCACAAAAACCAAUCUUGAGUAUAACUUUAAAAAGUUAGUCUUUCUUUUUGUAAAUGUAAGGUUUACGUAGUGUUAGGUAAAGGAAUACUAACAAUGCCACAACGGUGCUCAACAUGCUUUUUCUAGGACUCAUUGUUUUCUAUUUGUAUUAUAAUACACGUGCCUACUGUAUAUUUGACAGUCCUCUAGAGAUUGCUUUUCACAACUGCACAAGCUAUUUACUGACUUUACAGCAUAGUAGAUUAGCUGACUACCCAUGUAUCUGAUGUUCAACCAUAGUGGUGCCUUGAGACAUUAAACUGUUUUUAACUCUACCAGAAAUGAAGUGUGGAACAGUUCUCUAACCUAUUUCACAAGGGUUUUUUUUAUACACAAUUAUUUGGCCUACACUCGAUGGCUGAGCUGGAAACAGAUAUGGCUAAGAUGUGGCUCAGGAAGUAUCUCUUGAUUUCCUAAAGCAGCAGAGUUGGUGACUUUGACAACAGGACUGUAGAGAACAUGAUGAUUACCUUUUAAUGUUGAUUGGCUGUCUGCCAAAUACAAAUAUAGAUGCAAAACUCAGUUACACAAGAACUCUAAUCCAACAUGGGUCACUACUCAUGAAAUGUGACUUUCUCCAAUCAGAAAUUACAAUUAGGUGAUAAUACCUAAUUAUGUUUUCCUAAUUAAAGAUAAAUUGCUACUUGAUUAAAAAUCCUGCCCUUCACCUUUGGGAACAAAGGUUAAGAGGCAUGGUUGGGUGAGCUCUCAAAUUUAUUGGCAUUUACACAAAGCCCUAGACUACCAAGGAACUGAAGUUUUAAUUAUGUGAGUUACACAGUUCACGAUCUACAAUAUUUGUACAUCUUUCUGUAAAUAUGGCUCUGGACAGUGGAAAUGGAAAAACACGCCAACUCUGAGCAAGGAACUCCUUUAAAAAUCAUGCAGCGGAACCUCAUGAGGUAGAAA
Molecule: messenger RNA, 2623 nt
Organism: Tupaia belangeri chinensis (Chinese tree shrew)
Lineage: Eukaryota; Metazoa; Chordata; Mammalia; Scandentia; Tupaiidae
Gene: TMEM117
Product: transmembrane protein 117
Exons: 8
Coding region: 111-1655 (514 amino acids)
Biological process (GO): intrinsic apoptotic signaling pathway in response to endoplasmic reticulum stress
Source: RefSeq, a predicted model, not a curated record